AUGGAUGCACAACAGCUGUCAUCCUCACUGUAUGACUCUCAUCGACCAGCCCGUCCGCCAUUAUCCCACUCUUCUUCGCGGCAUUCCAACACACAACACACGUCUACAUCUCCUACAGCAGUCGAAAGGCCCGCACAUCGCAGAUCAUGCUCCUCUGCAAGCUCCGAUCACAACGCGCAUCUCACAUCCACUCCACCCCUUCCUGAACGACCGCCCCGGCGUACAUCAUCAUCCUCAAUCAAACCAAUCUCCGAAUUCGAAAGUCCACCACCUAACAGAAGCACUGACAGUCACAAGCUAACAAGGGAGAAGCUGAGAGCACUAGAUCAUUUUUCGAAGCUAGGCAGGCGAAACAAGGAGAAGGCAAAGCCUGAUUUCCCUCCCUCUUCAUGGGCCCCAGGUGUACCCACCACUGAACCCUCGGGCUCGCAUAGGCGCAGGGCGUCCGAGGCGAGCGCUGACCUUGCCUCUGUCGAGCGCGCGGAUUCAAAGCCGCUUCCGCCUCCCCCACCUCCUUCGGAUAAUGAGGGUGAUAUAACGCCUACCAAUGACAAGAGAGGGUCGUCCGAGCCCAGCACCCCUACUGUUGGGAGCUAUACUCCCCCAGAGCCCUUGACGCUUGCUCGACGGAUUCAAACUCUUCUGUUAUCUAUGCCUUCAAUAUCCACCCCCGCUAUCACAAUCACUACCGUCGCGCCCGAACAGGGCCAGGAUGCAACUUCAUCUCCACCCCCUAAUGUCCCCGUUAACCUCCACGCGAUAGAAGCUCCUGGUUCCGACCAGCCGUCCCCCUCUUCGCCGCCAGUGUCUUUCUUGCCGGCUGCACUCACUGACUAUCGCCUCCUCUCUCUUCUAUCAGAUGGGAUGAUCAUGAACGGUUCUCUCGAGAAAGGUCGACAGUCUGUAUUCGCCAUACUUGAUCGGCUUCACAUUCCUGGUAUGCACUCCGCUGUCUCUCCCGAUACACCACUUUCAGAGCGAGCCAAAGAAUCGGGACAAUACAGUGACGACGAUUCGAGUGUGAUGCUGUAUGGGCCGCUUGUGCCGACGGACGAGUCGGAAGUGGAGAUUGCGAGGUCGGAUAUCGUCAGCGUCUGCGAUGAUGGGGAGGAAGUGUUAGAGUUCGAGAGGCCGGCGCAUAGGGUAUCAAUGCUGGUCCCGUUUGAAGAAUACUCUCGCCGGGACUCAUCACAUGGGCACAACGGUCAGGUUUUUGGUGGCAGCAAUGACAAUGGCAAAGACGGUGGAAUACGACGGAAAGAGAAUAGGGCACCAGAGGAAGAGAAGGGCAAAUCCGGAGGUAAAAGCGUCACCGAACGGAAAUGGUUCGAGGCGUGGAAGGACAAGGCUCUUGAUAAAACCAAAUGGAAAGGAAAAGGGAAAGUCAGCGCGACAGAGGCGGAGGUGGAGUCGAACUCACUGCCAGAUCAGAACCAGGGCGUUUCCCCGCCCGAAGAGUCAGAGGCGUUGAAAAUAGAGGAAAUUACUCCACCAGAAGAGAAGGUAAACGAACUGGUGCAGUCGGGAUCAUCCAGAGAGAAAUUCACGAAGACGAGGGUGAUCUGGGUACCUAGUGGCGACAAAAUUUCGUUUCAGGCUACGUGGUGGGGCUAUCGACUGUGA
Messenger RNA from Heterobasidion irregulare TC 32-1, 1623 nucleotides. RefSeq lists its product as uncharacterized. The record is from RefSeq and is a predicted model, not a curated record. Lineage: Eukaryota; Fungi; Basidiomycota; Agaricomycetes; Russulales; Bondarzewiaceae. Bases 1 to 1623 code for a protein of 540 amino acids. The transcript has a single exon.